AUGGCCGUCACCAAAGUCGCGCUCAAAUUUCAAGCCCUUAUCCUCGCGCUUCUUCUUUUCAUGUCCCCGCCAACCCAUGCCUUCUUUCGUCAUCUAUGUCACGGCGAACUAGGAAAUGGUCGUGUCGACCCCAUCAUGGCCCCCGGUAGCCCCGCUCAACAUCUUCAUGUUCUCUUUGGCGCUUCAAAUAUGGGACUUGAUCCUUCUCUUGGUGAUCUCCUUGCCUCCAACUGUACCAGCUGCUCCAUCCUCCAAGACCACUCUGUCUACUGGAGUCCACGGAUGUACUUUCAACAUGCAAACGGCACAUUUGAGAUGGUCCCAACUGCUGGCGGAUUGACUGCAUACUACUUCACCGAGCCAUCUCCAAAUGAGCCGAGUCCUGUGGUUGCCUUUCCUCAGAACUUUCGCAUGAUCGCUGGGAACUCUCUGAAGCGCGCCUUUUACGGACCGGACCCAGACCCGCCAAUGUCUCUCUGGAACGAUAGUGACAAAACUCAACAAGCACUUAUGGAGAAAGCCCUCGGCUUCAAUUGUCUCAACUACAACCUUCCUGCGGAAGGCGCACGAGAAUAUCACUAUCUCCGCAACAAGACUUUCCUCGACGCGACGUGUGCAGACGGAGUGCGCGCGGAACUCAUGUUCCCGUCAUGCUGGAAUGGAAAAGAUCUGGACAGUGCCAAUCACACAACUCACGUUGCGUACCCAGAUGAAAUCCAAAAUGGGAGAUGUCCAGAAGGGUAUCCCGUACACUUGCCCGCCUUAUUCUACGAAACAAUCUAUCAAACAAACCUUUUCAAAGGCAUCGAUGGAGAGUUUACGUUUGCGAACGGUGAUCCUACCGGGUACGGCUACCAUGGAGAUUUCAUGUGCGCUUGGGAUGAAGGUGUGUUGCAAAGUGCCAUCGACGACCCAGCCUGCAAUCUUCCGACGGGGACUUCAGGUAACCAAGACGACUGUCCAAUCUUCAAGCUCCAAAAGCCAGAUGAUGGUACACAAUGCAAGAUGGAGGUCCCUGAGAUGCUUCAAAAUGAGCAAAUCAACUUUGUCCAAGAGCUGCCUGGUAAGGUACGAGUUCAGGCCGGUCCUGCGCCUGCGACAAUGGGACCAAUCCCUGGGGCCGUCACACCAACUCAAGUCUCUUCAUCAUUCGGAAACGCCACCAUGUCAGCGCCCGCAGGGCAAACUGCUGGAUCCACGGCUUCGCCUGCUGUCACCUCGUUGACAACUCCACACACCACCAACAGUCGUUACACAACCACGACUAGCUAUAUGAGCAACGGUGUUAUGGUGAAAUUGAUCCUGGUUGAGGAAGUUGUCACAGUUACCUUGACCGACAUUGCCAGUCCUGCCACGACCUAUCACAAACGUCACGCACACCACCAUCUCCGCAGAAGCGGAAGAGAUCGGCUGUAA
Fonsecaea nubica is the source of this 1416-nucleotide messenger RNA. RefSeq lists its product as hypothetical. The record is from RefSeq and is a predicted model, not a curated record. The transcript has 3 exons. The coding region runs from base 1 to 1416 and encodes 471 amino acids. Lineage: Eukaryota; Fungi; Ascomycota; Eurotiomycetes; Chaetothyriales; Herpotrichiellaceae.